GGAUAUUACCUUAGGAGACUCUACAGUUUUUCAUCAGUGAGGACUGGAAUGUGGACAAAGUAACCCAGCCGACCAGACAAGAGGCGAACAAAACUAUGAUUCCUUUUCAAAAUUUAAAACCGCACAACGUCAGGAUUUCUUACUAGCGUCCAGCACACUGACAACUUUGUCAGCCUGUUGAAGGGACGCUUUUUGGGACCAAUGCAGACCCCCCCUCAGAUCCUCACUGUCAGUGCCUGUGCGUGGGUCAGCAGUUUUUGUCGCUUUCGCGAUAUUGGAACAAGUGAAAAUUUGGACGUGCUGGAAAAGAUGUCAGUCAGCGUCCAUGAAAACCGCAAGUCGAGGACGAGCACAGGCUCCAUGAACAUCUCGCUCUUCCACAAGCCCUCUCAUCCAGACAGUGUGCUCACCCACCUGAAUACCCUUCGUAAACAGUGCAUGUUCACAGAUGUAACGCUGUGGGCUGGCGACCGCUCAUUUCCCUGUCACAGAGCUGUGCUUGCUGCCUGUAGUCGCUACUUUGAAGCUAUGUUCAGUGGUGGCCUCCGUGAAAGCCUUGACAACGAGGUUAACUUUCGUGACAGUGUUCACCCAGAAGUUCUGGAGCUCCUGUUGGACUUUGCUUACUCCUCACGUGUCAUUAUUAAUGAGGAAAAUGCAGAGUCACUACUUGAGGCUGGAGAUAUGCUACAGUUUCAUGACAUUCGAGAUGCAGCCGCAGAAUUUUUGGAGAAAAAUUUGCAUGCAUCAAACUGCCUGGGAAUGAUGCUGCUCUCUGAUGCCCAUCAAUGCAAACGCCUUUAUGAGCUGUCAUGGAGGAUGUGCCUCAUUCACUUUGAGACUUUACGAGACACUGAGGACUUCUGCGGCCUCUCAAAAGACAAGCUUUUGGAUCUCAUCCUUAGCGAUGAGUUGGAGGUUGAAGAUGAACAGAUUGUGUUCAAUGCGGUCAUGCACUGGGUUAGGUAUGACCUAGAUAGCCGCAGAGACUACCUUCCAGAACUUCUUCGAGGUCUACGCCUUGCGCUGUUACCCUCAGAAUGUCUCAUCGAGGCCGUGGCAUGUGAGGAACUUGUGAUGUCAGAUAAAAGGAGCCGACAGAUUGUCGAUGAGGCCAUGCAGUGCAAGAAAAAGAUUCUGCAGAAUGACGGCGUUGUCACCAGCCCCUGCGCCAGGCCUCGCAAAGCUGGCCACACGUUGCUAAUUCUUGGGGGUCAGACUUUUAUGUGUGACAAGAUCUACCAAGUGGACCAUAAAGCAAAAGAGAUCAUACCCAAAUCAGAUCUGCCCAGUCCCAGGAAGGAGUUCAGCGCAUGUGCCAUUGGCUGCAAAGUUUAUGUGACAGGAGGAAGGGGCUCAGAAAAUGGAGUGUCAAAGGAUGUCUGGAUAUAUGACACAGUACAUGAAGAAUGGUCAAAAGGUGCCCCGAUGCUAAUUGCACGCUUUGGACAUGGCUCAGCUGAACUUGAAAACUGCCUUUAUGUGGUUGGGGGGCACACUGCUAUUGCAGGUGUCUUCCCAGCCUCUCCAUCAGUAUCUCUUAAACAGGUUGAGCGGUAUGACCCCCUAACCAAUAAAUGGACAAUGAUGGCACCACUUAGGGAUGGUGUCAGUAAUGCAGCAGUUGUCAGCGCCAAGCUAAAACUCUUUGUGUUUGGUGGAACAACCAUCCACAGGGACAAGGCCUCAAAGGUCCAGUGUUAUGACCCUGUUGAGAACCGUUGGACUAUAGCUGCUGAGUGCCCACAACCCUGGAGAUACACUGCUGCUGCCGUCCUUGGCAGUCAGAUAUUCAUAAUGGGAGGCGACACGGAGUUCACUGCAGCGUCCGCCUACCGAUUUGAUUGUGAGACCAAUCUAUGGACCCGUGUAGGUGACAUGACUUCAAAAAGAAUGAGCUGCCAUGCAGUGGCCUCUGGCAAUAAACUCUAUGUGGUCGGAGGGUACUUUGGUACGCAAAGGUGUAAAACCCUGGACUGUUAUGAUCCAACAUCAGAUAGCUGGAACAGUAUCACUACCGUGCCUUAUUCACUGAUUCCAACUGCAUUUGUCAGCACCUGGAAACAUCUUCCUGCCUAGUCGCCUCCGUUUUAAGUUUACGGAGCUGAUCUGGGUGCCAUGGUCUUCUAGCCACACUGAAUGGAUGGCGACAGCAGCGCUGGAUUGUGAUUGGCUGGCCUGAAGCACCUCUGCUCAGUGGGUGUGGUGUGGCUGCGGUCAGUCACGGCCACUCUUGAAAACAAACCAUCUAUCCCCACUGCUGAGAGGAGCUGAAAUCCUCCAGUCCAGAGGCCACAAAGCACAACGCAAACUCAUGCCAUGCUCGUUCGUUGCCAAAUCAGAGGCACAAGGACACUCUUACACCAAUAUCUGCUCUUUGGAGACUCUUUUGCAAUCCAACGAGGUCAAAAACAUUCCAGUGAGAAAAAAAAAAA
This is a messenger RNA of Danio rerio (zebrafish), 2435 nucleotides long. Lineage: Eukaryota; Metazoa; Chordata; Actinopteri; Cypriniformes; Danionidae. The record is from RefSeq and is a predicted model, not a curated record.